AGAGUUCAAGGACAUGUACCAGAUGGAGAUGCCUCAUCAGAGACCUGGACGACCAGGCGAAGGCCAUGGACCACUUUGAUGAGCGUGUGAAGGCUCUGGAGAAGCGCAGUCUACAGGUUCUCCCCCUCCAGUUCCGCAGGAACACCCCUCAGAAGCUGCUCCCCGUCGAGGCGCUGUGUGAGUUCGACACUGACGAGGGUCAGAUCCUGCGUGGAGAGAGGUACACCCUCCUGAGUAACAAGGGGCCCAAGUGGGAGGUGAAGGACGCGGCCGGGCGUAAACUGACGGCUCCGGGGGCCUGCUUCAUGGUCCCCCCCACAGACCCAGAGUCUGUCGCCGUCUCCAACAGUCUGGCCGGCCAGCAGAAGGGUAUUAAGAUGAAGGUGUCUGGCAGUAAGACCACCCUGGUCAAACGCCUGGAGGAACUGAAGAAAGACGGCUCUGCUGGCUCUGACAAGGAGGAGCAGCAGUGUCGCCAGCUGAUGGCCGGUCUGGACAAGGUGACCAGUGACCUGGACAAACAGGAGAAGGCCAUCUACUCUCGAGUACGUCCCCCUCUGGAGCAGACCAGGCCUCUGCAGGACAGCGCUGACCGGCUGCAGGACGUCAAGGACAUUGCGGCCGUGGUUCGUAAGAUCGAGCCGGAGAAGUCGUCCAAGGUGAGGGAGGCUGAGACGUUCCUGACCUCUAACCCUAAAUGUGCCAGCGCCCCUCAGCUGAACGGCAAGGUGAACGAGGCCAGCAACAAAUACGACAAGAUCAACCUGCUGCUCAAGUGCUCCGAGGACAAGCUUCAGAAUUCCAACCGCCUGGAGAACUCCCUUCAAAACGGGAAAUCUUUAUUGUCCAGCUACGAGAACAAGCUGGCCAGGGAGGAAGUGGCCCCAGCAGACAUCUCAUCUCUGGAGAAGACACAGCGUCAACUGGCUGAUAUUGCAUCAGAGCUGAAGACCAAGAGGUCCGCGGUGACGGAGACGGAGGCUAACCUGCGUGUGGCCAAAGGCAGCUGUGACACCAUGGCAACCAAGCUGCAGGAGCACUGCCCCGACAUCGAGAGGCAGGAGGGAGAGGUCCGGAGACUUAACAAACGCUACGACAACCUCAACAGGCAGAUCGACACCAGGUAAACGGAGACUUAACAAACGCUACGACAACCUCAACAGGCAGAUCGACACCAGGUAAACGGAGACUUAACAAACGCUACGACAACCUCAACAGGCAGAUCGACACCAGGUAAACGGAGACUUAACAAACGCUACGACAACCUCAACAGGCAGAUCGACACCAGGUAAACGGAGACUUAACAAACGCUACGACAACCUCAACAGGCAGAUCGACACCAGGUAAACGGAGACUUAACAAACGCUACGACAACCUCAACAGGCAGAUCGACACCAGGU
Molecule: messenger RNA, 1400 nt
Organism: Oncorhynchus keta (chum salmon)
Lineage: Eukaryota; Metazoa; Chordata; Actinopteri; Salmoniformes; Salmonidae
Product: periplakin-like
Exons: 9
Coding region: 66-1127 (353 amino acids)
Biological process (GO): wound healing; intermediate filament cytoskeleton organization
Cellular component (GO): cytoplasm; membrane; intermediate filament
Molecular function (GO): cadherin binding; structural molecule activity
Source: RefSeq, a predicted model, not a curated record